Molecule: messenger RNA, 3765 nt
Organism: Knipowitschia caucasica
Lineage: Eukaryota; Metazoa; Chordata; Actinopteri; Gobiiformes; Gobiidae
Source: the annotation of a GenBank genome assembly
AUGUGGAGGGGCAUCGCCGCAUUCCGAGGCCUGACCUUUGAACUCCUACUGGACCUCGUGCCCCCAAUAGCCGAUGAGGCCGAAGAGGGAGCAGAGGGAGCAGAGGAGGAGCGCGUCCGGACCCAUGAUGCAGGCGCGCAGCCUCACUGCACCUGCUCUGACCUGCUCCGUCUGGCCUCUCCGGAGCUGCUGUUGGAGAUUCGACCUGCUGUGUUUUGCUCUAAUCUGACCGACCACCUCCAGAGUUGUGGGACAGAGAUGCCACGGGACAGGAGGAGCCGGGGCAGUAAAGGUGUCAGGUCGGAGGAGGACCGGCCCCUGUACCUGCAGCAGAGGGCCAUGGCCGAGGCCGAGCUGAACCGCAAGAAACAAGAGAUCCUCACACACUUCCUCAGGGACAAGCUCCAGGACGAUGAGAAAAACAGUGCGUUCAACUCUCUGAAGGUGCAGGACGGCUGGAGAUCCAACCUCCGGCAGAGUAAAAACACCAGGAUGAAGAACCAUCUGGACUCGCUGGAGCAGACCUUUGAGAGACGAGUGGACGCACUGGACAGCCGCAUCUUAAAGACUCUGCCGCUGACUGUGGAGGAUGUGGAGAGCCAGUUGCAGCAGUUGCACAGUUCUCACCUGCAGCACAUCCAGACGCUGCUGCAGCUGCAGAGGAAGCGUAUGGACUUCCUGGAGCACGAGUGGGAGAGCACCAUGGAAACCAUCGGGGAGAAGUACGCCGCCCAGAAGGAACAGGCGGCAGCAGAAGUGCAGAGGCGAUACCAGGACAUCGAGGACAACUCUUUACAGAUUCAACACAACUACGAGGAGCUGAUGAAGGAGGUCACUGCAGAGUACAGGCAGAUCAUGGACUUCUACGAAAACCUCUACUUGGACAAGAUCAGCAAACUGGAGAAGAUCCCAGAGGAGAGACGCAGAGAGCACCAGCAGCUGAAGGAGCAACAUGACAUCAAGAAACAGGAGCUGGACUCUCUCCUGACGGAAAACCAGACGCUGCUGGAGACCAAAGAGAGAAGUGAGGCAGAUCUGCAGAGCCUGGAGAGGAAGCUGCUGGAUCUGCACACAGGGGGCAGUUCGGACGAGAGGGGUCUGUCCGCAGUGGAGCAGCAGCUGGAGGCGAUCGCUGCCGGGAUCAGCAGAGUCCGGACCCAGACCGAGCUCAGCCACAGGACCAGCAGGGGGCGCCUCUGUGUUCUCUCCCAGGACAGCGACCGGGCGGCAAAGAACCUCCUGCACGCCGUCAACGCUGGAGAGAGGAUUUUAUGUCUGGAUAAACUCUGUAAGAAGCUGGAAGAAAAACAUCUGAUCACACAGGAGCUGGACCCUGGAGAUGAGGAAACUGAGGAGAAGGAAGAACCAGAGGAGGAGGUCUCUCUCACAGACGUGUCGUUGGUGGAGGAGGUCUCUCUCACAGACGUGUCGUUGGUGGAGGAGGUCUCUCUCACAGACGUGUCGUUGGUGGAGGAGGUCUCUCUCACAGACGUGUCGUUGGUGGAGGUCUCUCUCACAGACGUGUCGUUGGUGGAGGAGGUCUCUCUCACAGACGUGUCGUUGUUGGAGGAGGUCUCUCUCACAGACGUGUCGUUGGUGGAGGUCUCUCUCACAGACGUGUUGUUGGUGGAGGAGGUCUCUCUCACAGACGUGUCGUUGGUGGAGGAGGUCUCUCUCACAGACGUGUCGUUGGUGGAGGAGGUCUCUCUCACAGACGUGUCGUUGGUGGAGGAGGUCUCUCUCACAGACGUGUCGUUGGUGGAGGAGGUCUCUCUCACAGACGUGUCGUUGGUGGAGGAGGUCUCUCUCACAGACGUGUCGGUGGAGGAGGUCUCUCUCACAGACGUGUCGUUGGUGGAGGAGGUCUCUCUCACAGACGUGUCGUUGGUGGAGGAGGUCUCUCUCACAGACGUGUCGUUGGUGGAGGAGGUCUCUCUCACAGACGUGUCGUUGGUGGAGGAGGUCUCUCUCACAGACGUGUCGUUGGUGGAGGAGGUCUCUCUCACAGACGUGUUGUUGGUGGAGGAGGUCUCUCUCACAGACGUGUCGUUGGUGGAGGAGGUCUCUCUCACAGACGUGUCGUUGGUGGAGCAGGUCUCUCUCACAGACGUGUCGUUGGUGGAGCGGGGUCUCUCUCACAGACGUGUCGUUGGUGGAGGAGGUCUCUCUCACAGACGUGUCGUUGGUGGAGGGGGUCUCUCUCACAGACGUGUCGUUGGUGGAGGGGGGGUCUCUCUCACAGACGUGUCGUUGGUGGAGGAGGUCUCUCUCACAGACGUGUCGUUGGUGGAGGAGGUCUCUAUCACAGACGUGUCGUUGGGUGGAGGAGGUCUCUAUCACAGACGUGUCGUUGGUGGAGGAGGUCUCUCUCACAGACGUGUCGUUGGUGGAGGAGGUCUCUCUCACAGACGUGUCGUUGGUGGAGGAGGUCUCUCUCACAGACGUGUCGUUGGUGGAGGAGGUCUCUCUCACAGACGUGUCGUUGGUGGAGGAGGUCUCUCUCACAGACGGGUCGUGGUGGAGGAGGUCUCUCUCACAGACGUGUCGUUGGUGGAGGAGGUCUCUCUCACAGACGUGUCGUUGGUGGAGGAGGUCUCUCUCAGACGUGUCGUUGACGUGUCGUUGGUGGAGGAGGUCUCUCUCACAGACGUGUCGUUGGUGGAGGAGGUCUCUCUCACAGACGUGUCGUUGGUGGAGGAGGUCUCUCUCACAGACGUGUCGUUGGUGGAGCAGGUCUCUCUCACAGACGUGUCGUUGGUGGAGGAGGUCUCUCUCACAGACGUGUCGUUGGUGGAGGAGGUCUCUCUCACAGACGUGUCGUUGGUGGAGGAGGUCUCUCUCACAGACGGGUCGUGGGUGGAGGAGGUCUCUCUCACAGACGUGUCGUUGGUGGAGGAGGUCUCUCUCACAGACGUGUCGUUGGUGGAGGAGGUCUCUCUCACAGACGUGUCGUUGGUGGAGGAGGUCUCUCUCAGACGUGUCGUUGAUGUGUCGUUGGUGGAGGAGGUCUCUCUCACAGACGUGUCGUUGGUGGAGGUCUCUCUCACAGACGUGUCGUUGGUGGAGGCCUCUCUCACAGACGUGUCAUUGGUGGAGGAGGUCUCUCUCACAGACGUGUCGUUGGUGGAGGAGGUCUCUCUCACAGACGUGUCGUUGGUGGAGGCCUCUCUCACAGACGUGUCGUUGGUGGAGGAGGUCUCUCUCACAGACGUGUCGUUGGUGGAGGGGGUCUCUCUCACAGACGUGUCGUUGGUGGAGGAGGUCUCUCUCACAGACGUGUCGUUGGUGGAGGAGGUCUCUCUCACAGACGUGUCGUUGGUGGAGGGGGUCUCUCUCACAGACGUGUCGUUGGUGGAGGAGGUCUCUCUCACAGACGUGUCGUUGGUGGAGGAGGUCUCUCUCACAGACGUGUCGUUGGUGGAGGAGGUCUCUCUCACAGACGUGUCGUUGGUGGAGGAGGUCUCUCUCACAGAUGUGUCGUGUGUUUCAGUCGUGGGAGAAUCCAGAGCUCCGGUUCUUCCACCGCCGUCAGAACGCCGCUCUCCUGCAGCAGGAGGCGCUGAGGAGGCGCAGAGACGCUCUGAGCCGAGAGAACGAGCGACUCCACAGCAGAGUCCAGCAGCUGCAGCGGCACCAGGAGAGUCUGGCAGUGGGUGGACACAGACUGACACCAGGAGACACCAGCAGGACCAGGACCAUGGACACUAUCCAGACCACACAGAGCCAGUCUCUCGCUGCAACAACCAACUCCAAAGUUGUAAUUAG